AUGAAUUAUAGAGUAUAUGGUCAUUUUUAUUCACGAUGUAAUUCUAUAAAAUUGAAUACAAGUGAAUCCUUGGAACAAAUAGAAAAUUCCCAUAUAUGUCGAAUAGAUAAUUCACAACAAAUAGAAUUAGCCAAUUGUUCUAAUUUUGAAGGUUCAAGGAGUUUAUAUAACAAAUAUUCUGGAAAAUCUGGAAAUAGUUCAAUUUAUUCGGAAAGGUUAAGUGAAGAAUCUAUUGAUAACUCUUUACAAAAUAAUUCAAGAUAUAUGACAGAAUCUAGAUCUUUAGAUUCUAAUAGACUUCUUAUAUUUGAUUUAUUACGUUAUAGUUUAGGUAUUCCAAAGAAAGAUAAAUAUAAAAGUUUAUUUAUUCUCCCAACAAGAAAGAUUAUUAUUACUGUUUCUAUGUUAUUAUGGUGGUUUAUAAUUUUAUUAGUAUUUACUACUGCAAGAUACUUAACAACUAGAACUUUAUAUGCACCUUUUUGUAUGGAAUUUGAUUGUACAGAUUAUGUUUUAGUAGAAUCUUCCAGACAAGAUUUUUACAGCCAAUUUUUAAUUAAUUUUUUUAAUAAUAAAGAAUAUGUAGAAGCUUUGAAUUAUAUACCCCCUGGAGGUAAUGAUAUGUGUAUUGCUUUACAUUCUAUAAAACGUGGAGAGAUUGAAUAUUUGACUAUAUCCCUUGGUUCUUUACUCCAUGGAGCUAGCUUAGAUGAACUUCGUCGUAUUAGAAUUAUUAUAUUAGCUACAGAUUAUAAUUCUGAAGAAGAGAAUUUUAUGAAACCUAUACUUAAUAAAAUUCCAAUAUAUACAUUGAUUCAACAAUAUCAUGAUCAAAUAUUUGAUAAAAAGACUGAUUUUUUUAUUUUUAAUGAAAAUAUUGGUUUUGCAUCAGUAUACCAUCUUUGCCAAAUGAAAACAGAGGAUUUUGAACAAUACUCCUUAUUUGAUAAAAGUAGUUAUAAAGAGGAUCCAGAUCUUUGGGUACCUUUUAUUUUAUAUCAUGAAGCAGAUUUGAUUAGUGGGCCAAAGACUAUAUCACAGAUUUUAAUUGCAACAGAUAUAAUUAAUAAUUAUACAGAUCCUCCUAAGAAAUCUCCAUAUGAAGACUUUGAUACUAAUAAAUUUACAAGGUGGAGAGCUAUGAUAGAUCAAUGGUGGCAUAAUCAUUCACUUGUUUAUAACUUAUUAUCAUAUAUUAAGAAUUACUGUAUUGAAUAUAACUACAAAAGUUGUAAUUGGUUUUUUGAUCAUAUAAUAAAAGUUGAAUUUCCUAUAUAUAUUCCAUUAGAAGUUGAUCCAAAUAUUAUAGGUUUUAAAGAUAUUCCUAUUGAGUGGCAGGAUAAACUUUUAAAUGAAGAUAAUGUAAGGAAGACUUCAUUUACUAUUAAAGAUAAAGAAAAUUCCUUAAUAUAUAAAGAGAUGAAUAUAAAGGGGAAAUUUUCAAAUGAUACUGAUAAUAUAUUUUAUAGCAAUGGAGAUUAUAUAACAAAACAUUGUAAUUAUAUUAGAGGUGUUUUUACUUGUGAGCAUAAAUAUUCAAAAGAAAACCCUCCAAGGAUUCUUGUAGCUAAAUCUUAUACUCCUCCUUCAGGUUCUAAUGAGCAUUGGUAUACUUCAGUUGACUUUAUUACUGGAUUUAUAUUUUAUCCAAUAUUGUUGGCUUUUUCUGCAACAUUUAUAAUUUUAUUACUUUAUUAUUUAUUUAAGUUAGUAUUUUUAAUUUUUAAGAAAAUAAGUGGAUCUAAAAAUAUAAGAAUUCAGAAUUCUUUGAGUAAUAUAGAUGAUAAUAUAUGUUUUGAAAAAAGUGAGGAUAUACAAUAUGAAUAUCCAACAGAGAAAGAAACUAAAUAUUUGUAUAAUGAAAGACAAGAAAUUGGAAAUAUUAAUAUAAAAUCUAAAUCCAAAAAUAGAAUACCUUGGAGGCUGAUGUUAUCACUUUUUUUCAUAUUCUGGGCAAUAAGUAUUAUAUUGUUUCUUACAAUUGAGAGACCAAAUAUUGGGCCUACAUACUCUCUUGGAAUAACAUAUUCCACUACUCCAAGAUUAUUUACUGGGACUGUAUUAAUGUCUAUAACAGCUUAUGAAGCUUUAACUAAAGAACUUUCAGUCAUUAAUAAUGCUAGAAAGAUGCCUAUUGAUCAUUAUAUAAACAAUUUUCUAACAAGUAACCAAAUAUAUCAAAAUUCAAUUAUCCCAAAUCCCUUUCAACAUAUUGGUAGAAUAUCAGCUAUUGGAGGCAAAUUAUACCCUUGUUUAAGAACUAUUUUUGUUACAACCCAGCAAACAAUUUUAAAUUCUUAUUAUAGUCUUGGAGGGGCAUUUGUAUUUGCUGAAAAUCUUAAGUUAAAAUUAAAAGGGAAAACUCCUUUAUAUAUGUAUAAUUAUGAAUCACCCGAUGUUAUUAAUAUUAAUUAA
Cryptosporidium muris RN66 is the source of this 2415-nucleotide messenger RNA. RefSeq lists its product as uncharacterized. The record is from RefSeq and is a predicted model, not a curated record. Lineage: Eukaryota; Apicomplexa; Conoidasida; Eucoccidiorida; Cryptosporidiidae. The coding region runs from base 1 to 2415 and encodes 804 amino acids. The transcript has a single exon.